Dichotomopilus funicola is the source of this 1083-nucleotide messenger RNA. RefSeq lists its product as uncharacterized. The coding region runs from base 1 to 1083 and encodes 360 amino acids. The transcript has 4 exons. Lineage: Eukaryota; Fungi; Ascomycota; Sordariomycetes; Sordariales; Chaetomiaceae. The record is from RefSeq and is a predicted model, not a curated record.
AUGGACCCAACACACUCAUCAAGCCAACAAUUCGAGGACACAUACUCACAAACGCCCAGAUCAAGAGCUGGUAAUCGAAUCUCUACCACAGAAGGGUUGCUCCAGAACUUGCAUCUUGCCGAGACCGGUUCCUUCGAGACAGAGUCCUAUACCACCAGCAGACCCCCGUCUUCGCAGGGGUUAGCCUCACCCACAUACUUAAGUCCGAGCCUAUCCCACUCGCCCGGCUACCUGACCACCCCUCUUGGUCAACCACAUUCAUCCUUCCCACCUUUGUCAUCCGAAACCACCAUCUCGGACGCAGAGUGGAGCUAUGAGUGCUUACUCGAAACAGUGAUGGAGUCCAGCAGUGGUCUUAUGCCUCCCCACGAUCUCGGCGCAUAUGGUUCGGAUGUCAGCCUCACACCACCCAGCGGGUCACGAUCGGUUACAGCGAGCCCGCCCAGGACAGCGCUCACGGCGGAGCAGCGGGAACUGAAGAGGCAGCGCGAUCAGGCACGGCACAACUCCAAAAUGCAGGCUCGCGGCCGGAGGACGGACAGCGCAUCUUCUGUUUACUCGCCACCCGUUUCCCUCGCCGAUAUGACCUCCGCUGCAUCCAGCAUGCCCGUAUACACAACCGCGCCAUCUCAGCUUCCCCUACUCGCCGAACCUUCAGUCCCGCAAUACAUGCCUCCAUUCUCGCCACCAUUGCAGGACCAAAACCAAGCCGCCAUGUUCACAAACUCAUACAACUCUCAAAGCUACCUCGCCGACUAUUCGUCCUACCCAACUUCAACUGCUCCGGGUCUUCCGCCACACUACGGUAUGGGCAUGUACCCUGUUCCUCCCGUCAUUCCACCGGGCCCAGACGCCAAUGGACAGGUUCGGGUGGUGCACAGCCGGCCGAAGCCGCAAUGCUGGGAGCACGGGUGCAACGGGAGGCAGUUCUCGACCUUCAGCAACCUUCUCAGGCAUCAACGGGAGAAGUCGGGGCAAGCGGCGAAGGCGACAUGUCCCAACUGUGGGGCCGAAUUCACACGAACGACGGCUAGGAACGGCCACUUACUCCACGACAAGUGCAAGAAGAAGGGCUCCAACUAA